Scleropages formosus (Asian bonytongue) is the source of this 3156-nucleotide messenger RNA. RefSeq lists its product as uncharacterized. Lineage: Eukaryota; Metazoa; Chordata; Actinopteri; Osteoglossiformes; Osteoglossidae. The transcript has 7 exons. Bases 267 to 1865 code for a protein of 532 amino acids. The record is from RefSeq and is a predicted model, not a curated record.
CAGCCGCAGAUGACUUUUCAUGUGGAGGGCAGUCCGGCCCUUCCCAGGUCUCCCUUUAAUGAAAGAAGCUCCGUCUUUCCCAAGCGAUAAAGGCGCGGAAAGUCCUGCGGAGAGGAGCUGCCUGCGCUGCGGCCGGUGUCCCGCACCGCGCGAGGAACAAAUACUUCUAAAGUCGCAGACGACGUCGUCGGACGUGUCACCUGCCCUCCUCCUCCUAGUCGCGGUAUUAACUUUCUUCGUCUGGAGCCAGACAGAGACACGCCGCUAUGCAGCUGCCUGCUUUGGCGCGCGCCUACGUCCUUUUCUCAGCCCUGCUGCUCGCGGGGCUGCGCGGCUCCCAGGUGAAGUUCAGUCGGCUGGACCGCUGGGCGAAGACGGGCUUCCAGUACGUGAAGAUGAACCUGUGCCGGCAGGUCUCCUCGCUGCCCGAGAGCGAGUGCAGGCGGCUGUCCCAGAGCGGCGUGGCCGUGUACGCGUCGGAGCUCCACUCCGACAAGGUGGUGGCGGUGCUGCCGGACUCGCGCUCCUCCUCCUCCGCCGCCGCCGCGGGCGCGCCGUCGUCGACCUCCAAGGUGGGCGGCUACGCGGUGGGCUUGUUGCCGGCGGAGGACGGCAGGCGGCACCGGGACGUGUUCCCCGGCCCCGCGGAGCACGACGCCGUGCUCGUGCUCGACCCGAGCCCGGGACAGAGCUUCGGACACCCGGUCGUGCUCUUCUACGUCGACUUCAAUGUGACCAAGAAGAAAUGUGGGCACAGAGACGGCAUCUUCCUGGGUGAGGAGUGCCUGACCCUGGCUCUGAAGAGCCGCUGUCAGAACCAGCUAAAGCCCCGCCAGAGCCGCAGUGCCCGCCGGGGAGCAAUGCCACGCGUGGGGACGGCAGAGCGCAACGAGGGGCUCUGCGAGAUUCACUUCCUCCCCUUGGUUGUGGGAGUGCGGGAUAGCAACCGCACACAGCGACUGCACUGCGUGGACCACCCGGACUUUGCCCACUGCCCACGGCCCCUGCCGGUGUCCAGCCCCACCGUGCCCGUCUCCAACUGCGAGCUCAACAAGAACACACGGCGCUGCCACCAGCAGCCCCUGGCAACGCACAUGUCCUGUCGGCUAUAUCAGACCUGUGACCACGCCGUGUUGCUCUCAGGUGGCUGGCAGCAGCAGAUCACAUACCAGCAGCACUGGAACAACCUGCGGAUCUUCGACAACAUGCUGAGGAACAACGGCUUUCACAAGGACCACAUAAAAACCUUCUUUGCAGGCAAAGGGCUAGUCUCGGAGGAGGAGUCAGACGGGGUGUACCCAGCCACGCAGAAAGAGGUGAUCCGGAACCACAUUUCCUACGUGUGCCGCAAGCAGCACUGCGCCGACUCGCUGGUGCUGUACCUGAACAGUCCCACGCGCAACGACGGAACCAUGCUGCUUUGGGACGGCAAUCACAACGGCAUCGCGGAUUCGACUGAGCGCUACUCGGUGAGCGAGCUGCUGGCCGACCUGGCUGGGUGUCGGGCCAGGAGGGUUCUGCUGUUUGUUGAGCAGAGCUACAACGCAGCUUUGGGAAAGAGGCUCAAGGGGUCUCUCAAACACCUCAACGUAGUAUUGCUCAGCGGUACCACCCGGGCAGACACGGCUGAGUUCUGGGGAUCCCUGCACCCUGCUCGUUGUCUCAUAGACCACCUGAGUCAGUCCUCAGCAAUGUCUUCAGGCCACCUGGCAGGGCUCCUGAACGUAACCCUUGCCGGCGCACCCUGCAACGCCACCCCUCCACUCACAGAAGCAGAGAUGCGCAAGGAAUACAUGGGCUGCCAGAACCUGCCCACGGCACUCUGGUACCAGAGCCACCACCAGCCUGAAGAGAAGAGGAAGUGAGGGCUCCCGUGAUGCGCUGUAACCAUCUCCUGUUCUGUACACGUCCCUGUCGCUGGCUCACAAUGGACAGUGGCUGCAAGUCACAAGCUGAACUCCAGUCCCAGUAACCGAGGAAGCCCCAUUCUCCACUUGCAACCUGCUGUCCUCCGCAAGUAAAUAGACAUUGUAACCGUGAUUAUUAGCACAGCUUAAAGUGUAAAUGCCAAAUGUUGCAAAGCAGGAAGUCUACACUCUAACUGCCAACAGCCACCACUAAAUGCACCUCGGGGCACCUUGACUCCCCUGUUGUCCGGUUCGUAGUAUUUUUGGUUGUAUCUCUGCAUGUACUGAGAGCCACGAGCGUGGAGAGGACUUAGGGGAGAAAACACAGGCUCAGAUCUGUGCUGUAGCAGGAGGGGGAGGGCGCCUCCGAUGUCCCCUCUCUGAACCUUGGCACAUAAACUUACUCCUGCCCGCAAUAGUACUACCAGUACGGAGUGUCCCGUUGGAGCGCGGCGGUGGAGACAGGGGGGUUCAGGCGGGGGACAGCAAUGCCUCCCAUCCAGCAUGCUCCCGCUUGGGUCGCUGAGCAUGCAUGCGGGAAGAAGCAGCACCUCCCGCCCAUCUGCCCCUGUCCCAGAAUGCCCUGGCGCCUUGCUGAGCGACUGAUGACUCGCCCAUGAUUUAAACAUGAGGAUGGGUUCCUGCCCUGGCACAUGCGCCAACACCCCCUCCCCCUCUCCCCCUCCCCGCCCUCCCCUUCAGAUACGAAGGUGCCUCUGCCAUGGCGACAGUCUGCUAGACAGUCCCUCACACCACAGAAACACCAAGCCUGCAGCACAGAGGACCAGAGCACCUGUAAUACUGCUGUACACAGGCAGCACCUGGGAGCUUUGGAGAAACCACCACCUUCAGGCACUCAAGUGGGCCACGGGUGCAUGUGUUUACACACAUACACGCAAGCACACACGCACAAACAGGUGCUAUGUUGUACAGUUGCUGCCGAUGUUGUGCUAAGACAUCUGGGAUAUGAACACAGGAGUUACAGGCCUUGAGAUUUCCAUGAUCUAAAAGUGCGGACCACGUGUCCGUUCCACACCACAUCUUACCAGCCACCUGCUAACCAAAUACGCUCAGACCAAUCAUUGUGGAACGCAAAAAGAACCGUGAAGGAAGCCAUGAAUGUCAAAAAGCAUGUAUUGUGCGUAUGUGCUCGCCAUGUUACCUUUGAGCAAUUUAAUGUCAUAUUUUUCUUCCAAGAGAAUUCAAAAUAAUCUCCUCCAUUUGUGCAUUUUAAACCAUAGAUUAUGUA